AUGCGAUCCCCAAGGCUCGCGCGCCAAUACUCCAUCACCCACAGCCUUUUCCGACACGACUAUGAAAUCCUUUCAGAUGGCAAUCACAUGUUCCACGUGGACAACUCCCAAUUGACACCGGGAAAGCCAGACUUGACGUUCCAUGAGGGUCCGGACACAAAAGGCCCCAUUGCGGGAGUUUGCAAAUACCGACACUUUUCAUCCGAUGCCAUCAUUGGCCUCGGAGACCCCAGCCACCCCUACAUGAACUGGGAACAUUUCAGUCGCGAAAGUCUCCUUUCCUGCCGCUAUUCGUUUCGCGUGAGAUUGGGGGAUCGCAUGCACACCUUCACAUGGCGACGUACCGGUUCCAUGAAAGUCGAAACCUUGGAACUGGUGCAUGAGGCCACGCGUGAUCUCAUUGCGGAGUUCUCUUCAGGCACCACAUUUUCUAAAAAGGCGGGUCAAUUGGAUAUUUACAAAUGUUAUGGGGAUCAAUUUGCUCUGCUGGUACUCAUUACGGGGCUGGCGUUACGGGAAAAACUCAGACGGACCCGAGCCAAUUCGGCUGCGGGGGCCGGUGGUGGAGGUGCAUGA
Penicillium longicatenatum is the source of this 576-nucleotide messenger RNA. RefSeq lists its product as uncharacterized. The coding region runs from base 1 to 576 and encodes 191 amino acids. Lineage: Eukaryota; Fungi; Ascomycota; Eurotiomycetes; Eurotiales; Aspergillaceae. The transcript has a single exon. The record is from RefSeq and is a predicted model, not a curated record.